Molecule: messenger RNA, 1442 nt
Organism: Monopterus albus (swamp eel)
Lineage: Eukaryota; Metazoa; Chordata; Actinopteri; Synbranchiformes; Synbranchidae
Gene: mrpl45
Product: mitochondrial ribosomal protein L45
Exons: 8
Coding region: 35-982 (315 amino acids)
Cellular component (GO): mitochondrion
Source: RefSeq, a predicted model, not a curated record
AGACAACCGGAAGUGUUUUCUACAUCCGGAGAACAUGGCUACGUGCGUGAGGAGGACGCUGGUAGCCCUUCAUAGAGCAACAUGUAGCGGUUUGAAGAGUGCUGAAGCGUCUCUGGAUAUGCAGUUACCCGUCCCGCUUUUCCUGCCGGUCCGGACAAAGAGGCGGUUCUUCAUCCCUCCAGCAGUGGGGUCAAAGGGGAGUAAGACACAGAACGUGGAGGCUAAGGCCCGAGCGGCAGGUGUCGUUGUCAGACAGGAGUACAUGGAGAGGCCCAUCAACAUCUCCUGCACUGCGGGAAUCUUCGACCCCUACGUCCCCCCAGAGGGCGAUGCUCGUCUUUCCACGCUAUCUAAAGAAGGCCUGAAACAACGAGCAGAACAGAUACGACAGAGCGCUGCCUCACAGCUGGCGAUUCGUAAAAUCAAAGACCACGACUCAGACUUCUCAACUAAGGCUUUUGCACAGCAAGCACAAGAAAUCUUCGUUGAGGCUCACAACGCCCUGGCACAGUUUAACAAGGAGAAACUCCACUCCUUGGUAACAGAAAGGUGCUACCCUGAGAUGACGAGAGGGAACCGCUACAAGACGAUCCACUGGACGUUCGUCGAGUCCCUGGAGCCGCCCAGAGUGGUCCACGCCCGCUGCCCUGAAAUGGUCAGCAAAGGCAACCUGUACGGCCAAGUGACUGUGCGCAUGCACUCCAAACAGACUCUGGCCAUCUACGACCGCUUCGGGAGGCUGAUGGUGGGCAGUGAGGAGCAUCCGAAGGAUGUCUUGGAGUAUCUGAUCAUAGAAAGACACCUUGUUAACCCCUACGGCCGAUGGAGGCUACAUGGAAAAAUAGUACCGUCCUGGGCUCCUGCCAAAGACCCAGUUAUCAAGACUGUGAUGAUUCCUGGUCCGGACCUGAAGCCCUGGGAAGAAUCUGAUGCCCUCAACUACGAAGUUCCCAAACCGGCAGCAGUGCAGUGGUAUAAAUAGACCACAGGGUGGCGCUGCUCUCAUUAAACAGGACAUUAUCACCAGUCAGGGGCCAAAUGCUGUUUAAAAUUUGGCUGUGGCUGUUUAGUUUGUCCACUUUGGCAGAAACCACGUUUCCUUUGGAGGCUGUUUGGAAAAGGCUCUUGGCUGCUGAAACAGAGGACGCAGCAGGUGUGUUUCAGGAUGAACAAACUGCCGUGUCCUGGAGCCAAGAAAUCUGCUUCUUACGCCCCAAAAAAAUAACCAAACUACCAUCUGGAAUCAUAACAACAGCUCUUUUUAUGACUUUAACAUCAGCUGUGUUUCACACAUUUCUUCAUGUGGCUACUUUAAUGUGCACAUGUAUAAAAAAUAAAGUGCACAGAUCGCGCAGAAAUUGAAUGGUUUAUUUCUGUGAUGGAAAUACUGCAUGUUGACCUCAGGAAAUACAAAAAUAAAGUGUCCCAUCUGCUUUUCCUCA